AUGAUUUCAGCGUCUAUUCCUAAGACAGAAUUGUCUUCCAUUUCAGCGCUGGCAAGUGUUGAAGUUGUAAGUGACUUGGACACUAAUAGAUACGAUGAAAUAGAACUUUCAAGAGACUUAUUUAAUUUAAUAUUCCCUGGAGGAGAAACAGUGGAAGAUAAAUACGUUUUAAUUGAGCUAUUGGGCUCAAAAGCAUUCGAAAAGUAUAACAUCUUCAAGAUAGAUAGCAUUGAUAUGGAAAAGACUGGACAUGUAGUCAGAUUCUUUAAUAAUAGUCGCUUCAACAGAUUCAAUAGCCAGAUCACUAUCAAGGAUUGUCACAUAGAAUCAUUGAUUUGGAAAGUCAUUCCGCCAUUGGAACGGAUUUAUGUUCUUGUCCCAGAUACCAUGUAUUCAAUUCUUAUAAAUGAACCGAAGGAUCUAGUUAGACAUCAGUUUUCUACUAAGUUUUUGAAGCGUAAAGUGGUUAAUACUGGAGACGUUAUAAGAAGUAUAAAUGGAGAAGUAAAGCUAUGUGAACCCUUUGACCAAGGUGCGAUCGAUUCCAAUACCGAAAUCGUUUUCAUUAAGAAAGAAAAUGAUGAGCUUAACGAUGUUCAGGGAACAGAAGACGAUUACAAUAAUUAUAGUGAAGAUGAUGAUUCCAUUGAUAGAAGUCUUUCGGAGCUUGAUUUAUCAACAUAUUUAUCAGAUGGUUUUUCGGAAGCUAUAAGCAAGAGAUUCCAAGUCAACCCAUUAUCAAAGAAAAUAUCAAUCACUCAAUUCCCCAACAAAUGGCAAAAAGAGGAUAAUGAAUUAUUUGUCUUUAUUAAUUCUGAUGAUUUGAUGAAAUUGAAUUUUCCGCUCUUCAAUGGAGAUUGUGCAAAACUUGUCACUGAUUCUGACGAAGAACUACUCGUUAAAAUAUUCACCUUCUUGGAGCCCAAUCCUUUCGAAUCUGGAUUUUUAUAUUUGUCUCCCAUUAUUUCCAUUAACUUGGGUUUAACUGCAAACUCUACAAUAAGAAUCAAGCCGAUAUCUCAUCCUGAUACUUUAUUGUCAAACCAAAUACCGAUAGCCCAACAAGUCACUAUAUCUAGAAUUGCAUCUUCCAUCACUAUGGAUAAGACAUACCAGCAGCAUUUUUUUUCGAAUUUGAAAUAUUUACUUAACAACCAACUAAAAUGCAUCAAGGUUGGUGAUGUUAUUCCAGUUGUUAUUGAUUCUGUUUUGUCCAAAACCAUGUUUGAUUUGGAAUCAGAUGAUGACACUGUCCCUAUCGGUAAUCCUGAUGCUAUAGCUUGGUUUCAAAUUGUUGAUAUCGUAAGAGGAAAUGAGGAUCUGACGACCGGACAGUAUUUGAUUGAUUCUUCGAAGACUAAAUUAAUAUCUUCAGGAGUUGAGUUUAUCCGCCUACCUAAAAAUGAGUUUCAUAAUUGGUAUUCGUAUUUCGAUUUACCACCAGUAUUUAAUUUUAACAAAUUUGUUAGCCUGAAGGAUUUCUCGUAUGCUUCAGAACUCAGAAAAAUAUUGAAAACAAGCUUGAAUGCUAAGGUGAAUACAACGAUCUUAUUAAAUUCUUUUUCUAGAGGGGCAGGAAAGUCGACUUUGGUCAGGAACUUAUCCUUGGAGUUAGGAUUGAAUUUAUUAGAACUUGACUGUAAUGAAGUAAUUAAUCCUGGUCAAGAAUUGAAGACAAUAGGGUUAUUGAGUGGUAAAAUAGAUAAGAUUUUAAAUGGCUUCCCUGAGAAUAGUUCAGAGAGUGUAACGGUCAUAUAUUUGAAGCAUAUUGAGAAUUUGUGUGUUGAAAAAAAUGUAAAUGAUCAAAACUCUAGCUUAUAUACUUCAGUAUCAUUAAGAGUUGCAAAAUUGUUGAAUUCAUAUCUUAGCAGAUUUCCAUCUAACGUAUUGGUGAUCCUCAGUUGUAAUGAUUUUGAUAAAUUAAAUAAUAAUGUUAAGCUGACUGUUAAGUUCAAAAUCGAUGUUUCUAUACCAACUGAAUCUGAAAGAAGAGAAAUAUUCAAUUUUUUAUUUGAAAACUAUUUGAAUCAUGAUGGUUCCUUCUAUGGCGACCAUUAUUCUAUUAGAAAUGAUGUUAACUUUGCCUCUCUAUCAUUACAAUCGGCUGGUUUAAACCCUCUUGAUUUAAUUUCAAUUAUUAGAAAUGCUAAAAAGGCAGCAACAAGAAGAGUCACAGAAUUAUCUAAGUCGCUCAAAAUAUCCGUGGCAGAUUUGAUAAGAAUUGGGGAUGGUGGUAGCAUUGUGAUAAUACCAGAGGAUUGCAAUGUUGCAAUCAAUGAUGCGAGAAAUCAAUUUAGCGACUCAAUCGGAGCUCCAAAGAUCCCGAAUGUCAAAUGGGAAGAUAUAGGAGGUUUGGAUUUAGUCAAAGACGAGAUUUUGGAUACCAUCGACAUGCCAUUGAAAUACCCUGAGUUGUUCAACAACGGCUUAAAAAAAAGAAGUGGAAUAUUAUUCUAUGGCCCUCCAGGUACGGGAAAAACUCUCUUGGCGAAAGCGAUAGCCACAAACUUUUCAUUAAAUUUUUUCAGUGUGAAAGGGCCCGAGUUGUUGAAUAUGUAUAUUGGUGAAUCGGAAGCUAAUGUAAGAAAAGUAUUUCAAAGGGCAAGAGACGCAAAACCAUGUGUCAUUUUCUUCGACGAGCUUGACUCUGUAGCUCCAAAGAGGGGCAACCAAGGUGAUUCUGGAGGUGUCAUGGAUAGAAUUGUAUCGCAAUUACUUGCAGAAUUGGAUGGUAUGAGUAGUGGUGAUGGUGAUGGUGUCUUCGUCGUUGGUGCCACUAAUAGACCGGAUUUAUUAGAUGAGGCCCUCUUAAGACCUGGGAGAUUUGACAAGAUGUUAUACUUAGGGAUCUCUGAUACUGAUGAGAAACAAACUAAAAUUUUGGAGGCAUUGACGAGAAAAUUCAAAUUAGAUUCCGAAGUUGACUUGAAUAAGGUCACUAAAGAGUGCUCUUAUAACUUGACUGGAGCUGACUUUUAUGCAUUGUGCUCUGAUUCAAUGUUGAACGCAAUGACUAGAAUCUCUAAAGAAAUUGAUACAAAGUUAAACGACUUUAAUAAUGCAUUGGAAGAGCAGGGAAAAGAAGAAGUGUCUAUUCGGUGGUGGUUUGACAAUAUUUCGACAGAGAAGGAUACUCUCGUUGUUGUCAAAAUGGAGGAUUUUGAAAAAGCUCAGAAGAAUUUGAUUCCAUCAGUCAGUAUCGAUGAGCUCAACCAUUAUCUUCGAAUCAGGGAAAACUUUGAAGGUGGUAAAGAUGAGGCCCAAAAGUCUGCAAGAGAACAAGAAUCCAAAUAG
Molecule: messenger RNA, 3294 nt
Organism: Priceomyces carsonii
Lineage: Eukaryota; Fungi; Ascomycota; Pichiomycetes; Serinales; Debaryomycetaceae
Gene: PEX6
Product: AAA family ATPase peroxin 6
Exons: 1
Coding region: 1-3294 (1097 amino acids)
Biological process (GO): protein import into peroxisome matrix
Cellular component (GO): cytosol; peroxisomal membrane
Molecular function (GO): ATP hydrolysis activity; ATP binding
Source: RefSeq, a predicted model, not a curated record